Molecule: messenger RNA, 6330 nt
Organism: Chenopodium quinoa (quinoa)
Lineage: Eukaryota; Viridiplantae; Streptophyta; Magnoliopsida; Caryophyllales; Amaranthaceae
Product: DNA-directed RNA polymerase II subunit 1
Exons: 14
Coding region: 444-5927 (1827 amino acids)
Biological process (GO): transcription by RNA polymerase II
Cellular component (GO): RNA polymerase II, core complex
Molecular function (GO): DNA binding
Source: RefSeq, a predicted model, not a curated record
AACUAAAAAUCGUAACAAUAACGGGCCUAAAUGGCACAAAACCAAGAAAGUCGGUCUAACACAAGGACAAUCUGAACCUAUCUUCACAAGGGCACUUUCGUCAAUUCACAACCCGAAACAUCCGGCUCUCCGUCUAUAAAUAAACCCCUCGGGUCUCCAAUUCUCCCUAUUUUCUCAUUCUCUUCUCUUCCGCCGCAGAGAGAGAAUUGGUUACGGAGAGAUCCACAAAUUCUCCAUUUCUCCCUCCAUAAUCCAAAAAAAAAAAAAAAAAAAAAAAAAAAAAAAAAAAAAGACAAAAAUCUUCGAAGUAACUCACUUACUACACUGCAGAAGAACAUCUUCAAUUUCAAUUUGGAAAAAAAAUUUGAUUAUAAGUUCAUCAAUUUCGAAACCCUAAUUUUGUUUUGAGUGAAAUUUUAUUGAUUAAUUGACUACCUGCAAAGAUGGAUACUAGAUUUCCGUAUUCACCAGCAGAGGUUACGAAAGUUCACUUGAUUCAGUUCGGAAUUCUGAGUCCCGAUGAAAUUCGGCAAAUGUCAGUGGUGCAAGUGGAGUUUAGUGAGACGACGGAGAGAGGGAAGCCGAAACCGGGGGGUUUGAGUGAUAUGAGGCUCGGGACGAUUGAUCGGAAGUUGAAGUGUGAUACAUGUACAGCUAAUAUGGCGGAAUGUCCUGGUCAUUUUGGACAUCUUGAGCUUGCUAAGCCGAUGUUUCAUAUCGGGUUUUUGAAGACUGUACUGAGUAUUAUGCGUUGUGUUUGCUACAAUUGCUCCAAGAUUCUGGCCGAUGAGGAAGACCACAAAUUUAAGCAAGCAUUGAAAAUUAGAAAUCCCAAAAACCGUUUGAAGAAAAUAUUGGAGGCCUGUAAAAACAAAAGGAAAUGUGAAGGAGGUGAUUCAAUGGAUGUACAAGAUCAGGAUGAUGAAGAGCCUGCCAAGAAGAGUCGUGGUGGCUGUGGUGCGCAACAGCCAACCUUCACUAUUGAAGGUAUGAAAAUUAUUGCCGAGUACAAGAAUACUAAGAAGAAAAGUGAUGAGCAGGAACAGCUUCCUGAGCCUGCUGAGAGAAAGCAGCAGCUUACUGCUGAAAAGGUGCUUAGUGUUCUUAAGAGAAUAAGUGAUGAAGACUGUCAAUUGAUGGGUUUCAGUCCCAGAUAUGCUCGCCCUGACUGGAUGAUUCUUCAAGUUCUUCCUAUUCCUCCACCUCCUGUGAGACCAUCUGUGAUGAUGGAUACCUCUUCUAGGAGUGAGGAUGAUUUGACCCAUCAAUUAGCUAUGAUCAUUCGUCAUAAUGAUAAUCUGAGAAGACAAGAGAGGAAUGGUGCGCCUGCACAUAUCAUCUCUGAAUUUGCACAGUUGCUGCAGUUUCAUAUUGCUACAUACUUUGACAAUGAGCUGCCUGGACAGCCAAGAGCUACACAACGAUCAGGUAGACCAAUCAAAUCAAUAUGUACAAGGUUGAAAGCAAAAGAAGGUCGUAUAAGAGGCAAUUUGAUGGGAAAACGAGUGGACUUCUCAGCUCGUACUGUCAUUACUCCUGAUCCAAAUAUAAACAUUGAUGAGUUGGGUGUGCCUUGGAGUAUAGCGUUAAAUCUCACAUAUCCGGAGACUGUGACUCCUUAUAAUCUGGAAAGGCUGAAAGAGCUUGUUGACUAUGGUCCACAUCCUCCUCCUGGUAAAACUGGAGCUAAGUACAUUAUAAGGGAUGAUGGUCAGAGGCUUGAUCUCCGUUAUUUGAAAAAGAGUAGUGACCAUCAUUUGGAGCUGGGGUACAAGGUUGAACGGCAUUUGAAUGAUGGGGACUUUGUACUUUUCAAUCGACAGCCCAGUCUCCAUAAAAUGUCCAUUAUGGGUCACAGAAUAAAGAUCAUGCCCUAUUCCACAUUUAGACUGAAUUUGUCUGUUACGUCACCUUACAAUGCUGAUUUUGAUGGUGAUGAAAUGAACAUGCAUGUUCCUCAGUCAUUUGAGACUCGAGCAGAAGUUCUUGAGCUAAUGAUGGUUCCAAAAUGUAUCGUCUCCCCACAAGCCAACAGGCCUGUUAUGGGAAUUGUGCAGGAUACUCUAUUGGGUUGCCGUAAAGUCACAAAGAGGGAUACCUUCAUAGAAAAGGAUGUUUUUAUGAAUAUUCUCAUGUGGUGGGAGGAUUUUGAUGGGAAAGUUCCUCAGCCAGCUAUCUUAAAGCCCAGGCCUAUAUGGACUGGAAAGCAAGUAUUCAAUCUUAUCAUACCAAAGCAGAUAAAUCUUGUUAGAUUUUCUGCAUGGCACCAGGAGACCGAAACAGGGUUCCUUACUCCAGGGGAUACUCGUGUCCUGAUAGAGAAAGGAGAACUACUUUCUGGAACACUGUGUAAGAAGACCCUUGGGUCAUCCAGUGGGAGUUUAAUACAUGUUAUCUGGGAAGAAGUUGGACCAGAUGCUGCUCGUAAAUUUUUGGGGCAUACCCAGUGGCUUGUUAAUUACUGGCUAUUGCAGAAUGGUUUUAGUAUUGGAAUAGGAGAUACAAUUGCUGAUGCAUCAACCAUGGAGACCAUCAAUGUGACCAUAUCACAAGCUAAAAAUGAAGUGAAAAACCUGAUUAGGUCUGCUCAGGAAAAGCAGUUGGAGCCUGAACCUGGUCGCACGAUGAUGGAGUCAUUUGAAAACAGAGUUAAUCAGGUUUUGAAUAAAGCUCGUGAUGAUGCUGGAAGUAGUGCUCAGAGGAGUCUGUCUGAGACAAACAACCUAAAGGCUAUGGUUACUGCUGGGUCAAAAGGAAGUUUUAUUAACAUAUCCCAGAUGACUGCCUGUGUGGGACAGCAAAAUGUUGAAGGCAAACGGAUACCUUUUGGAUUUGUUGGUCGUACAUUACCUCAUUUCACAAAGGAUGAUUAUGGGCCAGAAAGUCGUGGGUUUGUGGAAAAUUCAUACCUGAGAGGAUUAACUCCUCAGGAGUUCUUUUUCCAUGCUAUGGGUGGUAGAGAAGGUCUAAUUGAUACUGCUGUUAAAACUUCUGAGACUGGCUACAUACAGAGAAGGCUAGUUAAGGCUAUGGAGGAUAUCAUGGUCAAGUAUGAUGGUACUGUGAGGAAUUCUCUUGGAGAUGUUAUACAGUUUCUUUAUGGUGAAGAUGGCAUGGAUGCUGUUUGGAUAGAAUCUCAGAAGUUGGAUUCCCUGAAAAUGAAGAAGUCAGAAUUUGAGGCGACAUACAGAUAUGAGUUUGAUGCUGAUAACUGGGAGCCAGAUUAUAUGUUGAAAGAGCAUGUGGAUGAUCUGAAAACCAUUCGUGAGUUCCGUAAUGUGUUUGAUGCAGAGGUUCAAAAACUUGAAGUAGAUAGAUGUCAACUUGCAACUGAUAUUGCUACCACAGGUGAUAAUUCUUGGCCAUUACCUGUGAAUCUUAAGAGGCUGUUAUGGAAUGCUCAAAAGACAUUCAAGGUUGACAUGAGACAAAAGUCUGAUAUGCACCCAAUGGAAAUUGUGGAAGCAGUAGAUAAGCUUCAGGAGAGGUUGAAAGUUGUUCCUGGUGAUGACUUUUUGAGUAAAGAGGCUCAGAAGAAUGCCACACUCUUCUUCAAUAUCUUGCUCCGCAGUACACUUGCCAGCAAACGUGUCUUGAGGGAGUUCAAGCUUAACCGCGAAGCAUUCGAUUGGGUUAUUGGUGAAAUAGAGUCUCGGUUUUUGCAGUCAUUGGUAGCUCCUGGAGAAAUGAUAGGCUGUGUUGCUGCCCAAUCCAUUGGUGAGCCUGCCACUCAGAUGACCCUGAAUACUUUUCACUUUGCUGGUGUUAGUGCCAAGAAUGUCACUCUUGGUGUUCCAAGGCUGAGGGAGAUCAUCAACGUUGCAAAGAAAAUUAAAACUCCUUCUCUAUCAGUCUUCUUAAAUCCUGAAAUUAGCAAGACAAAGGAGAGGGCGAAAAAUGUGCAAUGUAUCUUAGAAUAUACAUGCCUGCGAAGUGUGACUCAUGCCACUGAAGUGUGGUACGAUCCAGAUCCUAUGAGCACUAUCAUUGAAGAGGAUGUCGACUUUGUCAGGUCAUACUAUGAAAUGCCAGAUGAAGAGGUUUCCCCUGAUAAAAUUUCUCCUUGGUUGCUUCGUAUAGAAUUGAACCGUGAAAUGAUGGUGGAUAAAAAGUUGAGCAUGGCUGAUAUUGCGGAAAAAAUCAACUUGGAAUUCAGUGAUGACAUGACGUGUAUUUUUACUGAUGACAAUGCUGAAAAGUUGAUCCUUCGUAUACGUAUUGUGAAUGAUGAAGGUCAGAAGGGUGACAUGGAGGAUGAUUCUGCUGAGGAUGAUGUAUUCCUUAAGAAGGUUGCUGGUAGUAUGUUGACUGAGAUGGCACUAAAGGGAAUCCCAGAUAUCAACAAGGUGUUCAUCAAACAGAGUAAAGUAAAUAAAUUUGACGAGGAGAAAGGUUUUAAGGCUGAAACCGAGUGGAUGUUGGAUACUGAAGGUGUCAAUCUUCUUGCUGUUAUGUGUCAUGAAGAAGUUGAUUCUACAAGGACGACGAGUAAUCAUUUGAUUGAAGUUAUGGAAGUUCUUGGAAUUGAGGCUGUUCGUAAGGCCUUGCUAGAUGAGUUGCGGGUUGUCAUUUCUUUUGAUGGAUCUUAUGUGAAUUAUCGCCAUUUGGCUAUUUUGUGUGAUACGAUGACAUAUCGUGGACAUUUGAUGGCUAUUACACGUCAUGGUAUCAACCGGAAUGAUACUGGGCCUUUGAUGAGAUGUUCAUUUGAAGAAACAGUGGAUAUCCUUCUUGAUGCUGCUGUAUAUGCAGAAUCUGAUUAUUUGAGGGGUGUAACAGAAAACAUCAUGUUGGGACAGCUAGCUCCAAUUGGAACUGGUGGCUGUUCAUUAUAUCUUAACGAGGAAAUGUUGCAGCAUGCUAUUGAAGUCCACCUUCCAAGUUAUGUGGAAGGCUUGGAAUUUGGGAUGACACCUGCUCGGUCGCCCAUUUCUGGAACACCUUACCAUGAGAGUAUGAUGUCUCCUAGCUACUUGCUUAGCCCAAAUAUCCGACAUUCGCCCAUCAAUGAUGCUUCAUUUUCUCCAUUUGUUGGCGGCAUGGCCUUCUCUCCUGCUUCAUCUCCUGCUUAUCUCUCACCAAAUUCACCUGGUUACAGCCCCACUUCUCCAGGAUAUAGCCCAACUUCUCCAGGAUAUAGUCCAACCUCUCCUGGAUAUAGUCCAACUUCCCCGACUUACAGUCCUGGGUCUCCUGGCUAUAGUCCAACAAGCCCGGCAUAUUCACCCACAAGCCCAUCUUACUCUCCCACCUCACCAAGCUAUAGCCCCACAUCUCCUAGCUACAGCCCCACCUCUCCAAGCUACAGCCCCACCUCUCCAAGCUAUAGCCCCACAUCUCCAGCCUACAGCCCCACGUCUCCAGCUUACAGCCCGACAUCUCCAGCCUACAGCCCGACAUCUCCGUCGUACAGCCCGACAUCUCCAUCAUACAGCCCCACAUCUCCAUCUUACAGCCCCACAUCUCCAUCAUACAGCCCUACUUCUCCAUCGUACAGCCCUACAUCUCCUGCUUACAGCCCUACAUCUCCAGGAUAUAGCCCUACAUCACCAAGUUAUAGCCCUACAUCACCUAGUUAUAGUCCAACUUCUCCAAGCUAUAACCCUUCAGCCAAAUACAGUCCAUCACUGGCAUACUCUCCAAGCAGCCCAAGAAUAUCACCAUCCAGUCCCUACAGCCCUACCUCCCAAAAUUUCAGUCCGACAUCACCAUCUUACUCGCCGACGUCGCCCUCUUACUCCCCUUCAAGCCCAAGCUAUAGUCCAAGCAGCCCAUAUGGCUCAGGUCCAAGCCCUGAUUAUAGCCCCAGUUCUCCUCAGUACAGUCCAAGUGCAGGCUAUUCUCCUAGUGCUCCUGGCUAUUCACCUUCAUCAACCAGUCAGUAUACCCCGCAAAUGAGCGACAAGGAUGACAAAAGCAAGCGUUGAAGUCUGGGAAAAGGAUUCUGCCCAUAAUAUGCAAUGUGCAUGAUUUGAAUGCAAAUUAAACACGCUUUGUUACUGCUAUUGGGCCAACCCAAGAGCUUGGGUUUUGUUUAGAACAAUUGAGUUUGAUUGACGAUCCUUCUAAUCUGGGUAGAUGUAAUCACUAGCUUGCUUGUUUCGUUGCUCAUGCUAAUAAUGGGUUUUGUACGUGAAUAUUGAUAAUUUGAACUUGUAAAAUAGUAGUACUAUAUAGAACAAACUGUUACUAUAAAGUAUAAACAAUUAUCAAUUUUGGUAUUUUCAACUACAUUACUCACAGCUUUAGCUGCUGAUGAGAAGUUAAAUGACAUUUUUUUUUUGUAUUGUGGUUAUGUUUAUAAUAGAAAAACAAUAAUCAUUUCAGGUA